This is a messenger RNA of Cavenderia fasciculata, 2925 nucleotides long. It is a transcript of the gene psmD11, whose product is annotated as 26S proteasome non-ATPase regulatory subunit 11. The record is from RefSeq and is a predicted model, not a curated record. NCBI's taxonomy places the organism in Eukaryota, Evosea, Eumycetozoa, Acytosteliales, Cavenderiaceae. Gene Ontology annotation, molecular function: structural molecule activity. The transcript is spliced from 9 exons. The coding region runs from base 1 to 2925 and encodes 974 amino acids. Gene Ontology annotation, biological process: ubiquitin-dependent protein catabolic process. Gene Ontology annotation, cellular component: proteasome regulatory particle, lid subcomplex.
AUGUCAUGUAUCGAGGAGAUUGAUGACUCGUUAGACAUAGUAUGUUUUACUGAGACAUUAGAGAAAGAGAUAAAAGAGAGAAUGAAUUGGAAGAAAGAGAUAGAACAUAUUGUUGCAAAUGAAACAAUUGAUCCAGAAGGAGCUAUUCAAAAAUAUAAAUCAUUGAUUACAGAACAAACACCAGAUGAUAUUAAAGAAGAAGCAAUUCAUAAAUUAGCACAAUUACUUGUAAAGGUUGGCCGUGCACAACAAUUACCAGAGUUACUUAAAUCAAUUAGACCAUUCUUUGAAAAGAUAUCAAAGCCAAAGACUGAUAGAAUCGUUAGAAACUUUAUCGACUAUGCAUCACAAAAGAAGGGUAACGAAAAGUUACUUAUCGAAUUUUGCAAGGAAAGCAUUCAAUGGUGUAAAGAUACCAAUAGAACUUAUCUUCGUCAAAGAUUAGAAGCUAAAUUAUAUUCAUUAAUGUUUGAAGUUGAAGAUUAUAAUACAGCAUUACAAGGAUUAACAACAUUAUUAUCAGAGAUUAAGAGACUUGAUGAUAAACCAUUGUUGGUAGAGAUUCAAUUGAUUGAGAGUCGUAUUCAACAUGCACUCAAGAAUAUUGCAAAGGCUCGUGCUGCUCUUACUUCUGCACGUACCAAUGCAAACACUAUCUAUUGUCCACCAAGAUUACAAGGUGAAAUCGAUAUGCAAUCUGGUAUUCUCCAUUCUGAAGAAAAGGAUUACAAGACUGCCUAUUCCUACUUUUAUGAAUCAUUUGAAACUUAUGAUACCCUUGAAGAUCCAAUUGCUACAAAGGCUCUUAAAUAUAUGUUAUUAUGUAAAAUUAUGACUAAUCAUACCGAUGAUGUAUUUGCAUUGAUUAAUGGUAAAAUUGGAUUAAAAUAUGUUGGAAAGGAAAUUGAAGCCAUGAAGGUUGUUGCCAAAUCACAUGCUGAUAGAUCAUUAUUGGCAUUUGAAAAUGCUACCAAAGAAUAUUCUGUUGAAUUAAAUGAUGAUGUAAUUAUAAAGGCACAUAUUAGUGAAUUAUAUAAUAAUUUACUUGAACAAAAUCUUUGCCGUAUCAUUGAGCCAUUCUCUAGAGUUGAAAUCUCUCACAUUGCAAAAUUACUCAACCUUCCAGUUGCCACUGUCGAAAGAAAGUUGUCAUUGAUGAUUUUGGAUAAAAAGUAUCAUGGUAUUUUGGAUCAAGGAACUGGAACUUUAAUUGUUUUUGAUGAAUCAAAGACAAAUAAAUUAUAUCCAACAUCACUUGAAACUAUCAACUCUUUAAACAAAGUGGUUGGAUCAUUCAAGGGAGGGGUACAUUACAUACAUUACGAAUUUACGAUCAUGUUUACAACAAGAGCAUUGAAAUCUAUAGAUUGUCCAUUUGGUAUGCAAUGCUCGUUUGGAGGUGUAUGCUAUUUCAAUCAUGAAACUAUACUAGCUGGAGAGACAAACAAUGCUUUGUUUAAAUUAUUUGAGUCUCUUGCAAAAAAGGACCAACUAUUACAAAAACAAGAACAACAACAACAACAAGAUAAAUUUUCUCCUACAUCUUUAAAUGUACAAUCUUCACCUCAUCAACAAACAUCAACUACAAUGUUAUCACCAAAUCAAGGUAAUAAUAAUGGUAUUUUUCAAGGUAGUAAUACGCAACAACAUCAACAACCACAACCUCUACCAUUUUAUAAUAAUUAUCCACAACAACAACCACAGCCACAACAACCAUUUAAUCAACAAUAUUAUGGUAAUAAUUAUUAUGGAAAUCAACCACCAAUGGCUCAACAACAACAACCUUACCAACAACCUCAAUAUAUGCAAUAUCAACAACAACCAUAUCAACAACCACCACCACCACAACCACCUCAAAUAUCACCUCCAUUUGUUCAAUACCAACAACCACCUCAACAACCUCAAAUAUCACCUACACCUCCUCCUCCAUUUAUUCAAUACCAACAACCUCCUCCACCACAACAACAACCAAUUUCCAAUAUUUAUCCUACUACUACUACUACUACUACUUCAAUUGAAGAUCCAAGAUUAAAAAAACAACAACAACAACAAACAAACAAACAAGAUAUUUCUGCAGAAUUUAAUAUAAAGGAUAUUUUAACCGAGGCAUUAUUAAAAAACAAAGACUCUAAUACUUCAACGCCAAUACCAUCGGCCACUGUUGUAAAUGAUUCAGCAUUUCAAUCUAGUGGAUUUGAUGAUAAUGUUUAUUGGUCAGAUGUAGAUGAUAAUGAUACUACAACUGAAGAAGAUGAACCAAACAACAAAAAGGAUAAAGAUGUUGUCAUGCAAGAAGAUUCAAACAAGAAAAGAAAAGCAUCACCCAAAAAGACAUCAAAGAAUGCACCUAAAAAACCUUCUCAAAAGGCAAAGAAACCAGCUCCUGCAGGAGUAGCAACACCUGCUGCCAUUCCAAUACCAGCAGUUGAACCUUUACCAUCACAACAAAAGAAACAUGUUAGAUUUAAUGAAAAUGUUUCAAGCAAGGAGAUUGACGAUUCUCUAUCAAAUGGUGGAGGUGCAACUUCAACUGCAUUACCUCCAAAGAAAUUAUUCCAAUUACAUCAUCAACAACAACAACAACAACAGCAACAACAGCAACAACAACAACAACAUGCUACACCAACACCUACACCUACACCUAUACCUACACCAACUAUUCCAUCUGUUACACCGGUAGCAGCAGCACCAACAUUAAUUUCAAAAUUAAAAACAUCUAUAUAUAAUCCAUCAUUAAAGAAUAUUGCAACACAAGAACCAAGUCAAGAAGUCAAACAUGCAUUGGAAGACAAGGAUCUAUUUGAAAGUGCUUCUUGGUAUUCAAAAGGUUUGGAACCAUCUCAAUUACCAUUUAUUCCAACAGAUACAAGAGCAAGAGUUCCAAAAACUGUUAGACAAGCCAUAUUUGGUGAUUGUAUCAAAUGA